This is a messenger RNA of Cylicocyclus nassatus, 4061 nucleotides long. NCBI's taxonomy places the organism in Eukaryota, Metazoa, Nematoda, Chromadorea, Rhabditida, Strongylidae. The record is from the annotation of a GenBank genome assembly.
GGAGCAACGGGCGCCAUCCAGCCAGCCCCAGCCCCGGUCCAGCCUCUUCAUCGGCAUCAGCAUCAGCACACACCACACACACAACACACUCUCCGGUGACGCAGCGGCCCCCUCGUGUGUUUUCCCGCCCGUUUUCUACCCCCUCGAAAAAUUUUCACCCCCUCUUAUACCCACCCACCCAAUCUACUAGAAUCCACCAUCUCCUUGGCUGAACAUCACCUCAAUCAGAAAACACAAUGCGGAAAACAAUGGCCUACGUGCCAUCGUCGGACGUGCCGUCGGCAUUUCUAAUCAGCACGGACGCUGACGCCGUCCUAUUGGAUCUCUUGGGAACCUUUGUGCUACUAGAUGGUGGAUCGGAGAAGGUCCGAUUCACGAAACAUGUGCGACAGAUUGACGCAAACAUCAUUAGCGCUCCAACAAAAGCUGCACUCACGAAUGCGGUAGAGUUGAAUAAGGAGACCAUCGUACCGCUGGUGGGUAAUUUUCCUAAUGUGAAGGCAGCUGGCACAGACGACUCAGUGGCUGCGCUUCUCAAGAGCGUAGAAAAAGUCACUGAAGGCCGUCCUGCAGUUACACCCACUCGUUUCAGUCCGAAAUACGAGCCAAUUGUCAUCAGUAAGUCUCUUCGUACUGGUCGUCUCGAGUUAAUCGUUCUUGCGGGUGAUGCAAAGGAGGUUGAAGCGCUACAGAAGGCGGUGGAAACCGGCGAUGAAAAAGUUAUCGAGAAGGCCGCUGCUAAUCAUGGGACCAUCUCCGUGUUGGUUUGGUUCCCAGCAAUUGGGACGGAUCCUAUCAAGAGAGUGCUGCAUACUGGCACCGCCCCAUUAGCGCGCAUCGUAUCCGCUCUAGAAAAAGCCAAGGCCUUGCCCUAUCUUCACAGUCCAGUAGUAUCAGCAGCAAAUGCAUACAAGGAAGUACCAGUAACGCGACAGGCAGCUACACACAAUGCACCGAAAGCUACAGCAAAUAACAGAACACCAGCAGUACCCACACGCGCAGCUCCCCCAAAACCAACUAAUAACAAUGCAACAAGCAGGCUCGCUGCCACAAAACGCCCCGCAGCACCCGCAGCGCCAGCUCCAACUUCACGACCCAAUACGAAUAAUGCCAGAUCAGCACCAUCAAGCGCUAAACCGUCUCCAGCUCGUUUGUCAACUGCUCCGGCAGCUAAAGCCAAACCGGCAGGCACCAAUGGAGCCACUAACAAAGCAGCAUCCGUGCCAGCCAAUAGGACAGCUAAUGCUGCCGCCAAGAAAACAAAUCACGAAGCGCCCAUACAGAAAACUACUGUAGCUCCACUGAAAGGAGCUGCAAUGUCGCGCGCUGCAGGAGCCGUCGGUAAAGCUAUCGGAUCUGUCACGGGCAAAACUGGAGGAGAAUCAAAACCAGCGGGGAAACCACCAGCAACGCAAAAGGAUAAGAAUGAUAAGAACGCUAAGCCACCAAGUCCAACCGGAGGCACUGCUCCCGCCCCUGCUGCUCAUCCUGAUGCACCGUCUCCAACCGCAGAGGCAACAGCUCCAGCGCCAACACCUUCUCCAACUCCAGCACCUCAUCCGGAAGAGGCUAAAGAGCCAAAUACUACUCCUGUCGCACCCAAGCCAAAUUUGGACGAUUCCGUGGUAUGUCUAGACGACGUAGUACCUGAUAUAGCCAUCGAUGCUCCACAAGAUCCAGCAUCAUCGGAUCUUCGACCUCCGAUCGAGUUGGUGGUGAUUCCGCCAACUCCGGAGCCAAGGUCGCAAUCGCAGCGUUCUUCUGUAGAUGGAAUACUAGAUGGAGCAACAACGUCUCCGGUGGUGUCACCAAAACCUGAAUCCGAUAAGGAAGCUGAGGAGGACCAGAACGUGUUGUCGACUGACGACGAUCGAGGCAAGAUUAGUGAUGCAUCAGUAUCGCCUAAACCUGAUCAGAAACCAGCAGAAGAUUCGAAAAAGGAAGUAGAAGAUCAUAAGCCAGCUAUGCCGAUGCCUGAACAUGAUGAACAUUUGGAUCAAAAGAAAGACAAAGAUGUGACACCCGAGCAUCCAUCAGAUUUGAAGGAUACAUCUCCAGAUCAUCCGCCACCUACGGCGCCUGAACGCUCACCGUCUCCAGAAUCUAAUCGUGCGCCAUCACCGAAAGAUACGAAGCCUACUCCACAGCCGGAGCCCGAACCGAAACAUGAUGAGCCCGAACCGAAACAUGAUGAGCCAAUGCCCGAUCAUCCACAUGUCGCACAUGAUGAAGAUGCUGGAGACAGCAAACCUCCGAAGUUGUACCCGGAACUUCCGACACCUGAUGACUCGCAUGGCGAAACACCGUCACCUUUACCCAAAGAUAGAAGUCCGUCUCCAAAACCGGAAACACCAGGCCAUGCACCUCAGCCUGCACCAGUGAGCCCUGUCGAUAUACAUGGCGCACCAGCCGAGCCAUUCGGUUUGCCGUCAAUUGCACAUCCAACACCUCCACCUCCAGCUAGUGAUGUUAGAAAUGAAGGCGACAUUCCUGAAGAGUUCAAGCCCCCACACACUCCGCAAGAACCUGGAGAGAAUGGUUUGUUGGACGAUCUGGAAGAGCCUCCUAAACUCAUGAGAAUUAGUAUGGAUACCGACGAUUUGAAUCAGGCUCUUGAGAAAGGAGCCACAGCUGUUGCUGAUCAACUUGCACAGUGCUUGGACAAUCUUACCCUUACCGGCAGCAAUGAGAAAUUAGACGACAAGGAUUUGACAGAGACGAAAGCAGAAGUAGCCAAGGAAAUCAGCCAACAAAUGAUCCAGGAAGCAUCAACUCCAUUCACAGCUGCAUUGGCUUCUACCCUUGCGGAAGGAACCGAGUUUGCUAAAAUGGCUGCAAGCUCAGCGCUUGAUCAGCUCGUCGAAGUUGCUAGCACGGUAUCCGAGACCGUUGUAGAUGGUGUGAAAGAAGCAGCCGAAACCGUCAAUGAUAAGAUGAAGGCAAUGCAAACACGGUCUAGUCUUAUAGAAGAUGAUGGCGAAGAAGAGCGCCCUAUCAAGUUCGAAGAGACUGAUCCUGUAAUCGACAAUGUACUAGAGAGUGUUGCUAGUGACUCCGAACGUGUUGAUCAUGCGUUGAGCAAUGGUAGCUCGGACAUGGAAGUGAAGGAGAAUGGCAAAAAGCAUCAUGAGGUCGAUGAAGAGGGUUUCCGGGUCGCUGCUGAUUCCCACGAUACCCGGCUUUUCCUUCCACCGCCAUCAGCAGCUCGUGGCAGAGCCCCUCCGGUCCCACAUUUGUCGCGGCCACUCUACUUUGAGCUAGCAACUGUUCCACAUUUCAACGGAAAAUGUAGUCUUCCUGAUGAACAAAGCGCCGUCGAGUAUUUCACGAAUAUUAGGUCAGCUAACUACAUUUUACAUAGUGAAGACGUCUCUCCAGCUGUGCUUGAUGGUUGGCUAACUGGCAAAAAGCAUUGGCUUAACAAUGGUCACAAGACCCGCAUAAUCCCGACCAGGCACCAUAGCGCCUUACAAGCAUUUGUCACCGAAAAUGCAGCCCAACUGGAAGAAUAUGGUCUAGUUAUGAACUCAUCCCUAGAACAUAACACAAUUUCGAUAAACACAGAAGAAGGACGGGAAGACUACCAUAUGAUCAAGAUUGAACUCUAAACAAGUUAUCUCGUAAACUCAUUUGAAUUUACACACCCACAACAAAAAAUUCUCAUAUAGUUAUCCUAGCCACUUCUAAUCUCGUGCAUCAUUUUAAUUUUUUUCUAUAAUUUAUACGAGCUUAAAGGCCGAGUGACAAUUUCUCUAUAUAAGCGCCACCAAGCUUUCUUUUCGCAAAUGCCCUAAACAAUUUGAGUAAUCUUAUCAAAACUGGUUGACUAUGUUUUUUUCUCGCUACUGUGAACUAUUUUACUAGUAUUGAAUAAUGCAGCGUGUGUGCGUUAGUGUUUUACGAGAGCCUAACGACCCCCAUUCUUUUCCCAAAUAUCGCUAUCCUUUCAACUGUAAUGUAACAUAAUUUUUAUUGCAUCACACACUGUAUACGAUAUUUAAGAGUAGUUUUAGUUGUUGCAUGUUGAGUUACGUUUUUUUCAAUUUCAAUAAAAUUUCACG